Rotaria sordida is the source of this 231-nucleotide messenger RNA. Lineage: Eukaryota; Metazoa; Rotifera; Eurotatoria; Philodinida; Philodinidae. The record is from the annotation of a GenBank genome assembly.
AUGUUAUUUAUAUUAAUUUCUAUACUUUUUAUUAUUCUGUAUUCUUUUAGUGAAGAAUGGAUUAUUCAUAUAUAUAUAUAUAUAUAUACACAUACAGGCAAUGAACAUUUGGCUGGAACUGAUAGUAAUAUUUUUCUUCGUUUAUUUAAUUCAAAAUAUAGUUAUACUCAUAAAUAUAAAUUAAAACAUGAUGAUUGGAAAUAUUAUUUUUCCAUUGAAAAAUCUAUUUGA